AUGCUGUGUGCGCGCGUCGCCCUGCCGUACGUUGCGUGUUUCGCGUCCCCACGACCGACAUACCCAACGGUACUUGCGCGCAACGCGGGGCUACGCCCUCUACUACCUGUUCGGCGCUCCAUGGCCACUGCGUCCCGGACUCCACACUCGCCACCGGCUUCCCAGCAUGUCCCGGAGUCGGUGCCUCACGACCAGCCCUUUCUACUUCCAGAGAUCGUGUCCGAGGCGCUCCAUGUGCCGAUGUUCAGCGCGUCGGCCCAUUCGAUGGUUCGUGUCCCGUCACCGCGCCAAUUCUACAGCACACUGCGGCACCAUAUCAUGAAGGCGCAGCAUCGCAUCUUUAUUGCCACGCUGUACGUCGGGAAAGAGGAGCGUGAACUUGCCAUGUUCCUGACCAAGGCACUUGCGCGGCGCCCACAGCUGCAAUUGACCAUCCUCAUGGAUGCGAUGCGAGCCACGCGAGAGAGCCCCCAGAGCGCCUCGAGUGCUUCGCUGCUCUCCCACCUCGCCAGCAUGUUUCCCGACCAGGUGGAUCUGCGAUUGUAUGCCACACCUGUACUCCGUCCCAACAGCAUUGCUUCGCGUAUCAUUGGAAAGCGGUUCAAUGAGGGGUUCGGACUGCAGCACAUGAAAGUGUAUGGCUUUGACGACGAUGUCAUUAUUACUGGCGCCAAUUUAUCGCGCGACUAUUUUACGCGUCGGAUGGACCGCUACCUUUUGAUCAGGGAGCACAAGCCACUAGCCAAUUACUUGCACGCUCUGAUUCUGUUACUCUCGCGAUUCUCCUACGCACUUCUGUACGACGGCGAUCCAUCGCUCCUGUCGCACGUCAAAGGCCACAUCGAGGACAUGGAUGACUCGUCGUCCGACUAUGUACAGCUUACCCGCAGCGCCUUUCGUCUUCACUGGGAUGGCGGCAGCGACCUUCUCCUGGCAGAAGACACGGACGGGACCAUCGCGACAGCAGGCUUGUGCCCAUCGACCAGGGCGUGUCUCGAAACCAACUGGCGCUCGUCUGCUACGCAGGCGCUGCAAGACUUUACGAUGCGGUGGUACGAGCGUGCCAAGGCACAAAGGCCUGCCUCAGGCGAUACACGGAUAGUGCCGCUGCUCCAACUGGGCCAGCUUGCUAUUACGCAAGAAACAGACAUGAUACCCAUUCUCACACAAUACCUCUCUGCUCUUUCCCCGCGCGCACUCGGUCCCACAGCUGCGCGGCCCUACACUACUGUGGACCUCACGUCUGGCUACUUUACACUUUCAGGCUUGUACAAGUCCCUCGUGCUCUCUGAUGCCAUUCACCGCCAUUCACAGGCCCCCGUGUUUUUCCGCCUGGUUGCUGCGUCGCCGGAGGCCAAUGGUUUUUUCGGCAGUCGGGGUCUGAGCGGCCGUAUCCCUGCAGCGUACACGCUGUUGGAGAAGCUCUUUUGGAACCGUGUCGUCGACAAGCAACUACAUGCGCCCGUGCACCCAUACGUGGAUGUCUCCGAUCCGAUAUCGGAGGGUCCUCUUGCGCCUGUUGAGCUGCGAGAAUGGAGCAAGUACGGCUGGACGUACCAUGAAAAAGGUCUGUGGAUCACAGGACCGUCACUGGCGCAGCCUGUCCUGUCACCAGCCACGACGCUCAUUGGCUCGUCCAACUAUGGUGCCCGGUCAGAAAAGUUCGAUGUAGAGUGCUCGUUGCUCAUCACGACUCAGUCCCCCCAGCUACAAGAUACCCUGGCGAAAGAAGUGCAGGAGAUGCGCGAAAGUGCGCGCACACGCAUGGACACGGCGACCUUUCGCAGCAAGGAACGCCGAGUGGACGCGGUGACCCAGGUCCUGACCCGGCUCCUUCGGCCCCUGUUGUAG
Malassezia restricta is the source of this 1851-nucleotide messenger RNA. Its product is annotated as CDP-diacylglycerol---glycerol-3-phosphate 3-phosphatidyltransferase. Gene Ontology annotation, biological process: cardiolipin biosynthetic process. Gene Ontology annotation, molecular function: CDP-diacylglycerol-glycerol-3-phosphate 3-phosphatidyltransferase activity. Gene Ontology annotation, cellular component: mitochondrion. The coding region runs from base 1 to 1851 and encodes 616 amino acids. The record is from RefSeq and is a predicted model, not a curated record. NCBI's taxonomy places the organism in Eukaryota, Fungi, Basidiomycota, Malasseziomycetes, Malasseziales, Malasseziaceae. The transcript has a single exon.